Molecule: messenger RNA, 657 nt
Organism: Cucurbita moschata (crookneck pumpkin)
Lineage: Eukaryota; Viridiplantae; Streptophyta; Magnoliopsida; Cucurbitales; Cucurbitaceae
Product: probable aspartic protease At2g35615
Exons: 2
Coding region: 1-657 (218 amino acids)
Biological process (GO): proteolysis
Cellular component (GO): extracellular region
Molecular function (GO): aspartic-type endopeptidase activity
Source: RefSeq, a predicted model, not a curated record
AUGGCGCCUACCAUAUUUCUCGUUCUCGCACUACUUUCCAUCGUCGAGUCCACCGCCGCCAAAGGCGGUGGUCUCAAGCUGGAACUCAUCCAACGUCGACUCUCACCCGGCAACGUUUCACCGAUGGCAGCCAAAUCACAAAUUUGGCCGGAAACCAGCGAAUUUAUAGUGAAAAUCGCCGUCAGAACGCCGCCGACGGAGGUGCAUGCAAUCCUCGACACUGGCAGCGAUUUAUUUUGGGCUCAGUGUCGUCCAUGUGCGAAAUGUUACCGGCAAACGAAUCCGAUUUACGACCCUUCGAAAUCGUCAACCUUUCAAACCCUUUCUUGCAAGUCAUCGCAGUGCCAUUUGAGGGGGUUCGGUGCGGCGUGCUCUGGCACCGAUACGUGUAAGUACGGCUAUGGGUAUGGAAGCGGAUCUACGCAGGGAGAAUUGGCGACUGAAAAAAUGGCUGUAACUUUGAGGUCAGGAGCGACGACGCCAUUUUCUGGGGUGGUGUUUGGUUGCAGACAUAAUAAUAGUGGAACGUUUAAUGCCAAUGAAAUGGGAUUGAUCGGAUUUGGAAGAGGAGUGAUUUCCUUCGUUUCUCAGCAUCAUAAGUUUUGGAGUGAAGGCGGUCGAGAUUUCCGUUCGAAUCGGAGUUUCAAGAAAACAUGA